GACAGCAGUUGUCGGUAAAUAGAGAAGACGAGCCCGUGUAUAAACCAGUGAGAGAGGAAACGUGUAAUACACGUUCUAUGUGACAAAGGUGGACAGCUUCAGAACAACUCGCACGGUUGUUGGACUUUACUGGGACAAAGGCUUUUGCGAGAUACGGUCAUUUACUACACUGGUUUAAAUUACAGCAAGGCUAACCGUCAACGGUUUACUCCCUGUGUUCAACUUCACCGCUGCCUCAAAGGACAACCAUGCUGAACCUGUGCCUCCUGUUGAUUGUAUCUGCCUCCGUCUUUUCAGAGUCGCAGGUGAGGGAGACAGAGACGUGGAUGCCCAUGAAGACCACACAGAUGGCUGUCAAGACCAAACACGGGGACGAGGUCGACCUGGAGUCAUCGGGAGACUCCCUAAACAACUCAGACUUCGGCUUCACAGACAAUGAAGAUGAGGAUGAGGAUGAUGACCACACUGACCUGGAUGACUAUGAUGACAUCUCUGGAUCUGGCGACGGAGGAGUUACGGUGUCGCCUGGAACAGAGCCCAGACCCUCAGAUAUGCCUGAUGUGAACAACAACAAGAUCCCAGAGGUGGAGCGCCCGGUGCAGCCCACGGUCAACAAGGAGGUAAUCGUCCGGAACAGUAACGAAAUCCCUCUGCUGGGGAACAAGGCCGAGACCAGCGAGGAGCAUCCAUCCAAUGUCCUCAUGGCCCACACCAGCGACGACAGCAUCUUUAACACGCCAGAGGUCNCUCCAGCUCUGAUCGCCGGUGGCGCCGUUGGUCUGUUGUUCGCCGUCGUCCUCAUCUCGCUCCUCAUCUACUGCCUGAAGAAGAAGGAUGAGGGUAGCUAUGAUCUGGGGAAGAAGCCCAUCUACAAAAAGGCCCCCACCACAGAGAUCUACGCAUAGAUCCUGGCCUCCACCCCCCCCUCCACCUCACACACACAGACACACAACCCUUCAAACCCAAGCAGGGCCAGGGUGUGGCCUCACAGUGCCUCUUCCUCACUUUUCUUCUGACUGUGCAGUGGACUGACGCUCGCUAAUGAACCAGGAGAGAAGCCCCAACAACCCCAUCGAUCCACUGACGUGUCCGCCUGCUGAGUACAACUAUUGGUGCUCUCUUAACCAAUCGGAGGCUUCGGUUCUGUCAAACAAGGCAAAGGAGCGACAGGAGAGGACUCCUUCAGCUGCGGUACACCGUGAUCAUCUGUCCUGAUGUUUUGUCAUGUUGUCUGCAUGUCAAGAGUAAAAAACAACAGAACUUACAAACUGUGGACUUGGAGAACUUUCUCUUCUCCUUCCUCUUUUUGCUUUGCUUCCAGUUAAAAACACUAACACUGUGCAAUGAUUGUUGUCUCGCUGUGCUACAUGUUAAGGCCGGUUAUUUCCACAUCCUGUUUGUUGGACUCAAGCUUCUCACGUUACCAUAGCACCUGACGUUUAAAUGGACACUUUAUUUGAUUUUUUUUUUUUUUUCUUCCCAAAAACUCCUUGUAAAGCAGAGAUUAAGAUUUUUUUUCUAUUAAAGAAAGAAGAGUUGACAUUGAAAGGGAUUUGAAUCGAA
Molecule: messenger RNA, 1563 nt
Organism: Monopterus albus (swamp eel)
Lineage: Eukaryota; Metazoa; Chordata; Actinopteri; Synbranchiformes; Synbranchidae
Gene: sdc4
Product: syndecan 4
Exons: 5
Coding region: 249-905 (218 amino acids)
Biological process (GO): cell migration
Cellular component (GO): membrane; cell surface
Source: RefSeq, a predicted model, not a curated record